AUGAUUUUAUCUUCGACCAGGGGCUUUCUCACUUUUUAUUAUACUCGAUGUGUUUCGCAAGCUGAUAAAUUCGCAAUAUGUUUAGGACGUGUAUCUGGAUCAGAUCUCGAAUACAAAGGCACAUUAGAGAUUCCAAAUCUUAGCGAUGAGAAUGAUGCUAGUGAAAUUGAUGUUAAUGUAAGUGUUGACACUAAGGGACCUCAUGAGGCGACAAUUCGACAAUUACUGAAUAGGACUGGGACGGAAAAGAUUCGGGCAGCGUUAGCUACUUACAUUCGCGAGCUCAAAGAGGAGUUUAGCAAAGGUCUUAUCCUUCCCACCGACAAAGUCAAGCCGCAGGUCGUGACAAAGGGAAAGACCACCGUUGUCGAUAAAAGGAGUUUCCAAAAUAUGGUGAUAACUGAUGAGAAAGGUGAUACACCAAAGAAAGUUGAAAAGUUCGAUGUAAAAAGUGUGGAAGCGAGUGAGUCGUUUAAAGUUCCUCCUGAUCGUCUCUUCGAAGUUCUCAGUGAGCCAGCUAUGGUUCGUGCAUGGGCUAAUGGCAAUGUGGAGUGGGACUUCAAAGAAGGUGGAAAGUUUACCCUGUUUGGUGGAACAGUGACGGGAACGUUUGACAAGAUCGUAUGUUUAUGAAA
This is a messenger RNA of Strongylus vulgaris, 635 nucleotides long. The record is from the annotation of a GenBank genome assembly. Lineage: Eukaryota; Metazoa; Nematoda; Chromadorea; Rhabditida; Strongylidae.